This is a messenger RNA of Physella acuta, 1839 nucleotides long. Its product is annotated as transmembrane protein 138. The record is from RefSeq and is a predicted model, not a curated record. Gene Ontology annotation, cellular component: cilium. NCBI's taxonomy places the organism in Eukaryota, Metazoa, Mollusca, Gastropoda, Physidae.
UAUAGAAAAUAAUAAUUACAUUGAUUUUAAUGGGUUCAUUAUAUUAGGAACUAGAUCUAGAAUCUAGAUCUACUAAAGCAUCGUCCGACGCGAGAUUUCAAAUCAUGUAACGAUAGUAAACAUUAUGGCGACAGGAAGCUACUUGUUAUACGAACAUUAAAGCAAAUUUCUGUUUGACCAAAUGAAUAAUGUGAAACUUUUAGGACCCAAGUGUCCGCAUUUUCAUUUCCAUUUGAAACAAUUGGAUCUCUACUAGACUAAUUUUCCGUCUGGUUUUUAAUAUAAGCCUAAUAUUUGUAAAAAUCUUAGAAUCUGGCACUCAGCACUGUGAGUGUGAUAAUCAAAUCCGUGAUUCGCGUGAAGCAGCAACCGCUAGCAGAGGCUCAGCAAACUUAGCACUUGCGGCAUUGAUCAUAUAAUGACUGUUUCACUGUAGGCUUAAUUGAUGUUGUAGCCUCAGUGAAAGAAUCAGCACGGACUGAAAAUGAUGCUUGUGGGAAGAUACAGACCUAUAUUAUUGCUGCAGUAUCUUCUUCUUCUGAUAGACAUUUUUAUGAAUUCAUUCACAGAGUUAUUACGAUUUCAGAAUGUUAUACUCUUAGUGUUAUAUGUAAUUCAAGACUUCUGUCUGAUUUUUGCAGUAAUUGUCAUAUUUUUGCUGUUCUUUUCUACCUUCAUUUUCCAAGCUGGACUUGUGAACAUUCUAGUGUCAAAAUUCAAAGUACCAAUCACAGUUACCUUUAUUUACUUUGCACUUUGUGUUGCUCUUCAUGUAUGGACGAUGAAUUUGCGUUGGUCCAAUGUAAACUACUACAUUUGGGGUAACAGUGGCUAUCAUGUUCUUUUUGCUUUCCAAAGGAUAGCUGCUGUGUUUUAUUAUUAUUUCUACAAAAGAACAGCAUUGAAACUAGGCGAGCCACAUUUUUAUGAAGACUCUGAGUGGAUCCACAAAGAAUUUGAAAGAAGAAGAUAAUUCUGUGUUUGUUAAUGCCAGCUUAAUAGUAAGAUUUUAAAAUGUAAAAAAUAUAAGUGUGUUGGUGAGGUGUAGAUAUUGAAUUAUCAAAGUCAGAAUUACAUUUUUAUUACAUAAUGAGAUAUAAAACUGGUAGUGAUUUUACUCAUCUUUAUUGCUUAGCCUUUACAUUUAAGUUAUGAGACAGUGUUUUGUUGUACUAUAGUAAGAACAAAAAACAAAAUAAAAAUCUGUGAUAUUGUAGAUAGCACUCUUUUGUAACUAUGUAACAUAUCAUUUUCUUUAAAUGCUAUUUUUAUUUUUAAAACUAUUUUAAUCUUGUAGUAAGUAUAAUGUGUAGUUUCUAAUGUUAAUAGUUGUAGACUUUAUUUACUUUUAAAUACAAAUGAAGUGUAGUGGUAAUUUUAUUGUGAUUUUUAACAAUCAAAUUUAAUUAUUAAAGGAUUGAAAUAGCCGUAACAAAAUCCCAUAAAGUAAAAACAAGGAAUGUGAUCUUCAGAACAUAAGUUUUAAAAUGUUGUGAUCUUCAGAACAUAAGUUUUAAAAUGUUGGUUUGGAUUAAAUGGUGCACUUCAUUGUUUUAAAAUAAAGGUCAAACUGAAUUAAGUACAGUGUGGUAUACACAGACUGACUCAAAUAAGGAUGAACAAUGUGCCUUAUUUUUUAUCUAUUGAUGUUUAAAAGUUUGUCCAUACACUGUAAUCUGGCUGCACAACUUUUAAAAAUAUCUUGAAAUUAUAUUUAUAAAAUUAAAAUACCUACUUUUAAAAAAUUCAGCUAUCAAACAGUGUACAUAUUGCUGUAGUAAUUAUAUCAUGCCAAUGAAUACAAUCAUGAAUGUACUAAUAAAUAAUAUGUAAACUUAG